UAUUUUGAAAAUCAAGCCCGUAAUAAUAUGUUCCAACAUAGAGGCGUGUGAAUGAAAUAAAGUGAUACGUUAUAUAUUUUAUGUUUUUUAUUCACAUUAAAAACUGACGUACUGGUAUUGUAUAUGUUGGUAUUAUCUGUGAUUGGUAUGCCAACAUGGUGCUUUUGGAGAAUGAGAGCUUUUUAACCGAACUGACUUGGAUGUUUCGGAAAGCACGAAAUAGUGGAUCUGUUACUGUAACUAUGAAAAGUGUUUCUUAUAUGUUGUUGUUAGAUGAUGGUCGAACGAAACCUACACCCCGAGACGGGAAGAAACCAUUUCCUGAGCCAUCUGAAUACAUGUGCUUAAUGAGAGCUACAUUAAGGAAUAAGAAAAUUAGCACUGUUGUACAUCCUAAGGAAGUAAACAAAUUUCAGCAGGCAUACUGCAAUUUGCUCAAAGGAAAUUUGGAUGGUUUGAAGAAACUGAAGAAAACUAAAACAAAGGCAAAGGCAACACAGUGAUUUGUUAUGCAAAUCUUUGACUUUUUUCUCCAUGUACGGCUUAUGAUAUUUUUCAGUUUACUCUAUCCACUUUCCAGAACAGACAAACUAGUUAUGCCAGUUUUUGGAAGUGCAUAUAAAACAAGUUUCACACAUUCACAUUCCGUAUAGUGGUUUGUGAAGACAGAACGGACAUUUAUAGUUAUAUGCACCUGUUGCAUCAGUCUGAGAUGUUUAGAACAAAAUGUGGUUAAUAACUUAUAUAAUAUAAAUUCAUUUGCUUGAGACAAGAAAUUUGUUUUAUUUUUACAUUUCACAUUUGAUAUUGUUUUGGGAUCUGAAUUUUUCUUUUGUUUGGUUUUAUUUGUCAAAUGUUUGACAUGAAAUUUAUACAAACUUAAGUAAAACUUAUUUGGAAUGUGUAUUAUGAAACGGGUUAAAUCAAGAGUUGCAUUAAAAUGUUUUCCUUGAA
This is a messenger RNA of Zootermopsis nevadensis, 954 nucleotides long. Lineage: Eukaryota; Metazoa; Arthropoda; Insecta; Blattodea; Termopsidae. The record is from RefSeq and is a predicted model, not a curated record.